Racocetra fulgida is the source of this 273-nucleotide messenger RNA. The record is from the annotation of a GenBank genome assembly. Lineage: Eukaryota; Fungi; Glomeromycota; Glomeromycetes; Diversisporales; Gigasporaceae.
UCGUCCUUUCGUGAAGCACUACAAACUGAGCGUCUUCGAUCAAUGCCAAACAGUUUUUUACCACCUUCCACCAAUGUUAACGGUGGAUUGAUUAUGUUGGGUGACGCAAUGAAUAUGAGGCAUCCUUUGACUGGUGGUAUGCACCAACUUUUAAAAGAUUUUGAUCGUGGUAUGACUGUAGGCUUUCGUGAUGUAGUGAUACUUUCCGAUCUUUUAUCUCCUACCCAAACACCAGAUUUCAACGAUACUGGACUUAUACUGGCUCAAUUGCAA